AUGACUGUAUUUUCUAAAAUACUACCUUACUUUACCACUACCCUUUCUUGUCACGAGUUAGCGCAUACAUGGACUCCAUCUUGCUCGAGUGCUUCUGCCGAGGUCUUUCGAUCAUGCUUCAUCGAAUCCCUGAAGAUUUACGGUCUUCUGUAUUUGGUAAGUUAGCGGUACAAAUACUACGCAAGUAUGACAGAUGUGUAAGAGCAAGUUUAUGUAAUUCAGGCAAUUAAAACGGAUCGGAAUAACUGCAGGCUGUCAUUUCGACUGCGUUUAUACUGAAAAAGAAAGUUUACAUAUUGCAGAAUACCCGGCACUCUAAAUGCCUAACUUAAAAAACUGCUCCAGCAGUCCCACAGGAGUCCGAUUUGCGUAAUAACUUCUGACAUUGUUUGCGGGACUGCGAGACUACGGGAGCACUAGUAUACCUCCUUCUAUAAGCACACUAGUUAUGUACUUGACAUCGACUGUGGGAGUGUGGGACUGCGGGAGCACUAAUAAUUUGUAUACCAACUUAAUAUUCACUUUUCAGGGACUGCGGGGGUGCGGGACUGCAGUAGCACUCAAUAAAAUAAUAAUAAUAAAAAUAAUGAUGAUGAUGAUGGUGAUUAUAUUUUUUAUUACCUGCGGAACUGCAGGAGCCCUCAAUAAAAUAACAAUAAUAACUAAGAUUCAAGUAUUCAGCAUAAUAAAACUCGACUGUGGGACUUCGGGAGCAGUUUUUCAAGUAAGACAUUUAUUUAAUGGUCCGGGUAUUCUGCAAUCACAAUAGUAAGCAGUCAGGCUAUUGAUGACGUGUCAUAUCAUAUGCUCCUAUAAUAUUCACUGAAUUUCAGGUUUGAGAACUUGUGAACAGACUCGUGGUACAUAGUAGUCGUUAUGUAAUAGCCUGCAUAACAGUGUUCACCUUGCUUGGCUAACCAAGUGCCUUUUAUGCAGGCUAUUCUGUGAUGACAAGAUUUGAAGAUUUGGCAGACAAUAAAGCAUAGAAAAAAAUGCUGUAUCUGCUAAAAAGCAAUUACCAAUUUGACAGUUCCUGGUUCUAGAUGGUGUACAAAGCCAUAUCCUAUACAAGACUCAAACAGUUAAAAUCUCUGCCCAGCAAUUUCAGAUCAAAAGGGAUCAAAACUGUAUGCUUUCAGGUACUCUACAUGUUUAGCUUAUGUACAUGUAGACUCUAUAAAGGGAGAUCACCCUGUUAACCCAAGCCAACACUGAGGGCAGCAUAGAGGUAACCUAGGAUGGAGGGGGGUGGCUAGAAGGUCUUAUUAAAAUUUUAUACCUUAAAAAACCUUUCUGUGAAACUAAUGAUAUUGUACUAAGCACUUUCUCUAAGGCCUGUAGUUUAUACAAGUGUAACAAGCAUGCCACAAGAUUGUAGGUAAGGCAUGCAAUGUUUGGUAAAAUAGCAUUUGCUCUGUGGCAGCUUUCAUAACAAAAUUGGUGCUAUUUGUUUCUAAUGUAUUAAUAGAGGCUCCUAGAAUCCUCCAUCCGUGGUGAAGACUUCAGUUUUUUGCUGAAUUAAUAUUCUUAUUGGUUUCAGGUUGGUGGUAUUUUACGAAGAGCAGGAAUGAAAUACUUCAGAGUUAAUUAUUUACUGGACGUUAUUAGGUCAUCGUUGUUUUUGGCAGUCAAUGGAGGGGGAUUGGUUGUUAAUGUUUGCUUGAUAAGGUUGGUCAUUGUUGUGCACUGGGUCUUUCUGACCAUCUUGUUGUGUCUAUCAUGAUUCUAAGCACCAGGUAUCACGAUUUUCACAGAGAAAAAAGUUUUUGCAGGUGUUUUGACAACCUUUGAAGAAAACAUUAGAGCUAGCCAUGUAUUAAAGAGACAGAGCAUGUGUUCCUUUGUGACGAUCCGGAUCAGGGUGAGUGAUCUGAGAUCACUUGGAUCAUAGCACAUAGUAACCGAUGAAUCCCCUAGCCUCUGGAAAAGGAUUGAUUGGUUUUUUCAAUGUACAUUGUACCAUGAUCCCAGUGAUCUCAGAUUAUUGAUCAUGAUUUGGAUCAUCCCAAAGGAAUUCACCCAGACAAUCUAGGAAACACAUACUGGUAAACUAAACUAAUACAGUAUGCCAGCUCUCUCAGAUUAUGUCUCCUGAAUACAGAGCACAUUUCUUUUUCUUCUAUGUUGGUCACCAAUACUGUAUCUUGAGUUUUUUCUGUACCAUAGGCUAAUGUAAGCUUAACCCUUUAGGUCCCAAGAGUGGCCAACAUCAAUCUUCUUCUUUUUUUUUUUGUAUUUUAAUGAAUUUUUAUUUUGUUAUGUAUUACAUUUUUGUACACACUGACUUAUGAACACGUCGCAAAAAUACAAAAAACGGAAAGGAAAACUAAACAUUUAUACAUCGCAGACUAACACACAAUACUUACAAAAAAAGAAACAAACAAAACAAACCCCAGUACCUUCUUUUCUAUUUACAUGAAAAAAAAGUAAAAUAAAAUAAAUAAAAAAUAAAGAUUAAUAAAUGUAGUAAGCAGAGAAGAGAUCUAUUAAGAAGACAGUAUUAAUUUUGGAAUGAAGAACUCUAAUGGAGGGAGGAUAUUUGUUCUGUCUACAAGAGUAUAGAUAUUGUUUUGCCAGUAAUAAAAUAUGAUUCACAAAUAUCUCUUCCUCGCGUCCAAUAAAUACCAAACAGUAUAUCUUUAUCUGAAAGAUUUUCAAUCUUGACCUUAUGAUCAACAAGCCAUUUUAUAACCUCAGACCAGAAACAUCAAUUUUCUCCUAACAACAUCUGCAGAUCAACAAGAGUUAAAGUUAUGAGAAUUACUUAAUAGAUUACCAAAUUAAGGGAGAAUACUUUGAUCGUGAACCAAAUUCUCUCAACUAUUCUUACAAGAAAUGUAUGAAGAUCAGUCUGGAGAAUUUGUAUGUGGAUCUUUGGGCUCGAGUUCCAUGCAUUCUUUUCCCACUCACAGAAUUGUUUGCUUUAUUUCUGCCAUACAAGCAUCUGUUUGAUUCGAUCAAAAUUGGGAUGAAUUGCCGUUGGGUCCAGGGUUGAUAUUGGUGUUGGGACAGUGGAAGUCUCCAAAUUUCCAAGACAGAGUUUGCAGUGUCUGAAAAUUUUGUAUCGGCAUUUGAAGUUAACAUGCAUUCUUAUACCAGUUUAUGUAACAUUAGUUAAUUCUGUUUUUGUUGUUUAGGAAACUUUUUGGCUCUUUCAACUACCUGUCUAUGAUAUUUGUCCCUGGUCUCAUAGCAUCUCUUAUGGCCAUUCUAAUUGAGAAAAAAGGGAGACGAAGCACUCUUGCACUUUAUAUGACAAAUUUGGUAAGUGCUUUUUUGCAGUAAAAACAAUGAAGUUCCUCUUUCUUUUUUAAGUGAAAGGGGCAGAAAGGAAUGAACCUUGAAAUAUUUAUUGAAACAAGCCCACAAAGGAAAGUGAAUACAUGUUUCAAAACCCUUUCCUUGAAAAAGAUGAUUUGUUAUAAGUUUUUGUUGGUGAUUCAGAUACUAACAGAAUCUUUCUCUGUUAAAGCUUGCCAUUCAGAGACCAUACACUGUAGUUAUACCGUAUAAGAAACAUCACCUUUUUUAGCAUACUUAUUUGGUAUAUGUUAAUCUUACUUUAAGAUUCUUAAAUUCAAUGACCAACUUAUUCUGAUCGAGCCAUGUGUUGGUUUACAUGUGCCGUAUUUUUAUUGAACAUGCAAACAUUUUACCCAGUUUCUCCUGGGAAUUUUGCCGAGAAACGUGUUUUGAAGCUAGUUGAGCUGUUUUCUAGUCACUGUCUGGUUUUAAAGAGCUGAAACUUGCCACAAAUCCAUCUUUGUGGCCUUCUGAUCCAGAUGAAAAAUAUUCACCUGAAGUUGGGGCAUGUGCAGAAAACAAGCCGCUUUUUGGGUUUAAAAGACACACAGCAGUCUUUACUUUUUGUUUUCUCUUUCUCUCCUCUCCUCUUCUUUUGUUUUUCUUUCUUCAUUUUUCCUUUUGCUAGACAUUUAGUAGUCUACAAGCAGGUGGGAAAAGUUUUUGGGAAAGCUAUUAGGAUCUUGGUGACUGGGUAGUGAAACAAGAUUUUCAUGGGAAUUUUCAGGUCAAUGUUACAUAGUUUUUUGCCUUUUUCUCUGGCCUCCUUGACUGAAUCGUGCUCAUUCUAGUGUAGUUUGAAAGACCUCUUCACCCUGCACAAGUUGACUGUUAAAGCUGUUGACGUCACUGGAGGUAGAAGGGGCAUGGAUCCACACAGGCAGUUAUGGGUGGUUCAUGGGCAAAUUAGUAAAGUGAAGUAAAAGAUAAAUUGGUGGGUUAUUAAUUUCAAAUUAGUGUUAAUGCUAAUAAUAAAUUAUGUUUUUGUUGUAGGCCACUGAAACAACAUAUAAUAUGCUGAAGGAAAGAAGCCUUAUUAAACCUAUUCCAAAUGGAGAGGUAAAACAAAUAUGUACAGCUUGUAAAUUGCAAUGUUUUUUGUCUGGGUAGUGGGGGCAGUUAAAGAAAGCUAAUUAUUGGAAUGCUGGUGCUGCUGACACCUUCAAGCCCUGACCCUUUUUAAGACAAAGUCUUUUCUCAUUAUAUUUCUUUGUUUCCUGUGUUGUUAGAUUAUACUAUUUUGUGCAUCAACUGCCACCAUGAUGUAUCUUUACAGGUAAGUGCAUUAGGCUAGUUAGUGUUUUCAUCUGUUUCUCUGUAUUUGGAACCCAUGAUGAAGCACAAAGCCUGAGUUUUUUAGAUGUCUUCUCAAGUGAAACAAUACGAAGUUAUGCAAUGGCAUGAUUUCUCAGGUAUUGCACUGUUUCCAUGUGUUGUGUUAAUCAAUAGAACAUCUCAUUAAAAUUCAAGUGCAUACUUGCCAACUCUCCUCAGGUUUUCGCGGGAGUCUCCAAGUUUUUCAUCAGAUCUUCCGGGAAACACCUACCAUGGCCUUUUUCAAAAUGCUUUCUUUAAUUUCAUUAUUUUCGAGAUGUCCAAAAGGAAAAUAAAACAAGAAGUGGAUCUAGUGCUAUUAUUUAAGCUGUUCUCGAUGAGAAAAUGUAAAAUGAUAUAUAUUUAACGAGUAUCAUAAUUAGUCAGAGAUCAACAAAUCAAAUUGCACAAUACGUGGUAGAAAGUUGGCACGGUUUUCACACGCUGUUAUUGAUGUCAAGAACAUUCAGAAGGCCUUUUGGUGAUUUUUGGAGAGCUUUCAGACAUUGUCGAAAAUGACAUUCUUACAAUGCAAAGAUUUCUAGAGGUCUCCAGAUUUUUGUACUCCGGGGGUUGGCAGGUAUGCAAGUGUUUGAUUUCAGACGAAAAAUUGAUAUAUUUCAUCUCAGAUGAAAACCUGGUGGUGUUUUAUCCAGUGUUUUAUAAGUUAUCAAGAUUCAUCCACCUGACCCAAAUGGUCGUCAUUUAUUGGUUUUUGAUGGCAUGAAUAAUUAAUGAGUUUGAGAAGGAUGAGAAUCUCUUUAAAAACACGGAAUGUUAUAAUAAAUUUGAUUCACACAACACAAGAUGAGGAGGCCAUGAAGUAAGUUAAGGAAAGUGAUUGUUUGAAAAUUAUUGCUUGGAAAAUAUUCCAACUCCAAGACCCCGCAUUCCACCCCCCCCCCACCCCCCCCCCCCCCCCACCCAAAAAACCACCCCACCAAAAAAACACCAUACCCACUUUUUUUUUUUUUUUUUUUUUAAAAUAAAAGUCGCACCUGUGUACUAGUAAUUAUCAACUGUCAUAACAUAGUUUUUUAUAUAACAAAUUGUAUCACCAAAACGAAGACUACGGGAGCCUAUAAUAAGUUAAGAAAGAUGUUGUGUUGAAAAGUAUUGCUUGGAAAAAAUCUCCACUCCCAGACCCCCCCCCCCCCCCCCCCCCCCCCCCCCCCCCCCCCCAAAAAAAAAUGCGGAGAAAAUUAUCAAACUGUUUUAACUUUAUUUUUUGUCUUCCAUUAGAAAGAAGGAUGGUCUCACUGAUGGAUUAGUGAAUGCCUUAAUUAGGUAAUUUUUUUAUCAUAAUUAAAGCUAUUGAAAUCAAUGGAUUUUAUCUUAAUAGUCAACUAAAUUAGGUGAACAGGUACCUAACACCCACUAGGUAGCUAUUUUUGCCUAAACCCCACUAGUUUCUUUUUACCUGAUGUUGCCAUGGUAAUUUAGCAUUGUGAGACUACGCAGGGAACACCACAGUACCUUGAUAACUAAUUGUUACUGGGCCCCUUUUGCCACACACUGGACCCUGCUGCUCGAACAGUGGAUAACACUAUCCACUAAAUAAAUCCCCAUCCAGUGAAUAAUGUAAUUAUUGGUUUCCUUAUAAUCCUGAUUAGCUGGAUAGUGAUUUAUACAGUGGAUAGUGUUAUCCAAUGUUUGAACAACGCGGGGCCUGAACCAGUGGGGAAAGAGACAAGGUCUGGGACUGAGAAAUGAUGUUCUCAUAAUUUGCAAAGUGGUCACCUUCCAUUGUGGUCAGCAGAUAAUUGCAGUAUUUUCCCAAAGUAAAUAUUUUUAAAUAAUUCAAUAGUUGAAAAAAUAAUAUCAUGGCUGUUUGUUUUUCUCGCAUAUCGUAUUUGUCCUUUGGUACUGAAAUUGCAAAAUGCAAGUGACAGUCACUGCAACCAUAUAUUCUUAAUCGAAAACAAAGCAAAAAAAAAAAGGACAAGACAAGACCCUUGAUGAUCACCUUGCAAGUUGUGAGAAUAUCGAUUGCAUUUAAGAGAAUGUAUGAGAAGUAGCCCCCCCCCCCCCCCCCCCUAACCCCCCUUGGGGGGAGGUCGCCCCCCUGGUUUUUUACAAAACUUUUUUUAAAAACCCCUGGGGGUUUUUUUUUUUUCCCCCUUUUUUUUUUUUUUAAAAAAAAAGGAAAGGGAAGGAGAAAGAAAGAAAAAAAACACCACAUAUUGAGAGAUGUCCGUUGGGAACUAAAAUUAAAAAAGAAAAGGGACAUAACUAGCACAAAAUAUUUUUAAAAGAAAAAAAAAAAAAAAAAAAAAGGAGAAAACAAGACCCUUGGUGAGUACCUUGGAAGUUGUGAGAAUAUCGAUUGGAUUUAAGAGAAUUUUUGAGAAAUACCCCCCCCCCCCCCCCUGGUCUGAACCCUUGUAGGGUAGACUGCACCCCUGUGAUUUACAUACAAUCUUUUUGAAAACCACUGUGGGUUCUUAAUUACUUCCCCUUUAUAUUGUUUAUAAGAAAGAAGGAUGAAGGAGAUGAAGAAUGAUAAUAAUGACCCCUAAUUAGGGAGCUUUGUCGUGUACUUUAUAAAAAUUCAAGCAGUGGUUGGGCAUUGCCACCAAAUUGAGUGAAACAUAAAAAUAAAUGCGUAAAACAUAAAAAGAAGGUAAAGUGUAACACUUUCUAAAAAAAUCAUUGUUGAUGUUUUUAAUGUUAAUGUAAAUUGCUUGUAAGACAUAUCUUUUUGACCCAAAGCUGAGGUCAAUUUUCAUUGACAAGUAAUUUCGCAAAUUCACAGCGAAAUUUAAUUGGCGUAACAAACAAAAAUGAACCAGACAGCCAUGACAGAGCCCCUUAAAUGUGACUGCACAAUAAUGUGAUCAUCUGAACCAAGACAUGGUCUUAAUGACACCAUCAGUAUAAGACAGACACCUCGCUAAAAUGGACACCCCUAUAAGACAGACACCUUGCUUAAACAGACACCUCUAUAAGAUGGACACCUACAGUUAGUCCCUGCUUUUCUUUACUCUUACUCUGUGAGACAGACAUCUCACCAAGAUGGACCCAUCAUGCCUGUCCAGUCUGACUAAUAAUCCUAGUUAGGCUUGUUACCAGAUUGUACAACACCCAUUUUUUUUCAGGUAUUUCCUUGGUUCAAAUAAUUCUGGACAUCGUCAAGAAAUUAGUGGUACAGAGCAGAGUCAACUAAUGGAGAGAAAAAAGUAUAAUAAUGAUUGGCAUAUUAGCUGGUAAGUGACAAUUUUGACUUUUAUUUGGCCAACAUGAGUUUGCUAUUGGAAGGUCUAUUUAUAAUAAUAGGCAGAUUUUGGAAUGUGGCUCCAGACUAGCAAUAAUGAUUAAUACCCUCUCCAUAAUGGCCACUGUUCCACAGCAGCCACCCUCUCUACAAUGGAAAUGACCACUAAAAGGUGUCCCCAACUGCCAAUAACCUCUUGAGAACCGGCAGUUUCUCAGCGACUGAUGAAAAAGCCAGGAAUGGUCAUUGUAACAUACUUAUUACGUAUAUUGCGAACCUUGUAUCAGGGUGCAAAGAAAAUCAUUUUUACAACUUCCCAUUCGGGCAAGCUGAAGCUAGCAUUUACUAGCGCAGACGGCAUUUCAACUAGCCCCAAAAGCUUUUUGACAAGCAGAAUUGAUUUCACAGUUCUUCUGUUAUUCGAAUUCCUCAAAAAACAUCACUUGCCUGUCAGGCAAGUUAAAAACAUAAUUCACUAGCCCGAUAGCAAAAUCCACUAGCCCCGGACUAUCGGACACUACUUUCUUUGCACGCUAUUGUAUGUUUGGCCACAUUAACUUUUUGAUUCCCAUCAUUAUUCAAGUUUUUUUCGUGUAUUUUAUCUCUAAAUAUAUUUACAAAUGCUGGGUUGUCAUUAUGGGAUAACAGCUGUAAGCAUGAACUUAGCUUAAUAAUCAUGUUGUCCUUCCUUACAAAAAUUUGUCACAUAUUACACCCCUACCGUCCCCGUAAUGGCCACCUUUCCACAAUGGCUACUUUCUUCUGUCCCUAAGGUGGCGAUUGUGGCAAGGUUUGACUGUAAUCUUAAUUCUUCCCAUGAUAAUUAAAAGACGUAUCUUAAGUUAUAUAAAUCAUAUAAUUAAAGAAAAAGAUUAAUGUUUUCAUUUAUUUAUAUUAAUUUAUUUAAUAGCUUUUAACAAAAUUAAUGAUUUUGAUUUUUUAGGCUACAACCAACUUUAAAAGCCCUUGGUACUGGUUAUCUUAUUCAGCUGAUGCUUAUGCUUGCAGGACAAAUCAAAUUUAUUGUGACAAACCCAAGUAAGUUUAAUGACACUUAAAGAUUUAUUUUUUUGUGUUUAUGAUAUCUGUGACUUGCCUGCAACUUGUCAUGCACUUCUCUCAUACUCUGAGGAUGAGCUGGGGUUGAGGGAUGAGGGAAAGUAAAAAAUGGUGUAUGUUUUACAAGCCAAGUUUGAUUCCAGUUAAUUUUGACUACCUGGGUUGAUUCUCAUUUUCGUUUAUCUCUUAGCCCUUGCAGACAAGGAAAUUGAGAGUCAACUAACAUUGAAAAAGUUUAACCUACAAAAUUUUGACCUAUAAUAUUUUAUGGGAGCAAUGUUAGCACAGCAUAGCAAAGGUGCUUCAGCUGAGUUUGGUUUUCCUGUGGUCACCAGCUUUAGUUUAGUUUUUCCUUUCUCAAUUAUUAUUAUUUUUAUUGUUUUGUUUUUUUUUUUCAUUCUUAAGGGAGGCUAUUAAGAACAUUUUACCACAAGGACUGCAUUAGAUGUGGCCUAUUUCUUGGAUCUUUUGUAGCAAUUUUUAAGGUUUGUAGUCUUUGUUGACUUGUUUUCCCUGCAUUUUACCCCAAGGAAGACAACAAUUUUUGAAUCUUGUUUUUGGAAAAUUUUGUUUUGUGCUUGAAGACCCCCAACAACAUCAUAGUUUUAUUGUGUUAUUAUUUUGUUGAUAAAUGACAGGAUUGCUCAUCACCUUCCCUCCCAUCCCCUCACCUCCCUCUUCGCCCCCACCUGUCCCCCCAUCCCCUAAGAUUUGAUUCUAAUUUUUCUGUUGAUGGUCAUGCAAUGGAAUGCUGCCUAAUGAUCAUUCAUUUUAUGUAACCUCCCUCAUUUAGCUUGGCCAGUGAAAAAAUCCAGUUAUUUUUAUGUGGAUCCUUUUUGAUACAUGACUUGAUUUUUGUAGCCUUACCGAGGUGACACUGAUGGGAUUUUACUGUACUUCUUACAACUCUGAUAUGACUAUAUUAUUUUACUUCAGAAUGUUGAGGGGGUACUUGGAAAUCUUAGAAAGAAAAGUGAUGAAAUUAAUGCCCUCUUUGCAGGUAAAACGAUAGACAGGCUAUCAAGAAAUAAGGUGUAAUAAUAAUGUUUUUAUACUUUGGUUAUGGCCAUCACAGGGCCAUGCUUGAGACUACGAUGGCAUCAAUAUGCACUGUGGGAGAUCAAUUAAUAAUAAUUUCUUCUGCCAUAUUACAUGUAUAAAUUUUUUUUCAGUUUUAUUUCCUUUCUCUUUUUUAGCGCAACUAUUAUUAUUACAGUUAUCUAAUACAUUAUAAUAUUCAGUACUGUAGCUCUGCCAUUGAUUUUUGCAUGUGUAAUUUUGUUUAUAUUUUUUUGUAAUAAUUCACUAAUGGAAACCAUUCCUUAUAAGCCAAGUGGUUUCUUUGACUUCCCGGCCAUUAGCUUUCGAAAUAAAUAAAAUUAUUGAGAAUGUCUUGUGUUUGUAUAUCCUAACCCUAACCCAAAACAAUAAAUUGAACUGAACUGAACUGAAUAACUAUGUUCUCCUUUAUAUUUUGGUGGGAAUACUGUGGCAAGCUUUUUUAAAAUGCUGAGAACUGUACAGACACUGCUAGUCCCUUCCCUAAAUUUUUCUUCAUCAGUUCUGUGAUGAUACAUGUAAAACUUUAUGAACAUUCCUCCAUCCCUCCCCCCCACACUAAGCUGAACUUCCCAGCCCUAACGUAUAAUUCUGCAUUUUUUUUCAGGUGGCUUAGCCGGGCUUUCUAUGAUGUUUUACAAAAGUUCCACGAUAGCAUUAUAUCUAGCUUCAAAAAUGUCUGAGGUAAGGUGAAAAAUUAUUGAUGUCUUAUAACUGGGCUCAGUUUUUUACAGUUGAGCCUUUUUUAAUAAGGUAUGACCACCUUUUUGGUAAGCAAGGGUGGUGCAGUGUUGAGAGCACAGGCCUCCCACUUAUUUGGUCAGGGGGAUAAAUCCCAGCGUGGACGCCAUAUGUGGGUUGAGUUUGUCACUGUUCUCUCCUUUGUUUCUAGAAGUUUUUCUCUGGGUACUCCGGUUUUCCUCUCUCCUCAGAAACCAAUAUUUCCAAAUUCCAAUUUGACCAGGAACCACUGUGUGGAUGUGCUACCACUUAAUCAUUAAUAUUAUUAUUAGUAGUAGUACUAGUGGUAUUGUUUUUCCCAAUCAAAGCACUUCAGUUGGAGCCUCCCUGUGAGGGAAUUCCUCCCUUAAGUGUCUGUGAGCCCUCAUAUGGCUAAAUAAUGGUAAAUGGUAAAUCUGCAUCGUUAAUAGUUUUGUGGUAGUGCAUUCAGCUACUCUUGCUAGUUUACGGGGGGCUCUACUCUAAUAAUUUCAAACUGUCAAAGUAGAACAUUGCAAAAUUAAGAAACCCAAGGCAGUUAGCAGGAGGCAAGGUUGACCAAGGAUUUGAUCUCGCAGCGAAAAAGAAAGUGCAGGCCUUGGUCUUGGGACCACAGGAUUGCAAGUCCUGAUGCUGCUAUGGCCACUCAUUUAUGCUGCAUUCAAAACACCGAGUCCAAAAUUUCAAGAAGAAAACACAUGUUUGUUGUUGAAGAUAAGAAUUUUUUUUGCACCCCGUGAACGGUUCUCGAAUACUCAGUGAUCAUGUUUUCUUGUUUUUCAUUGUAGAUUGUGUACAAGCAGGGAGUAUCAGCUGGGGUUCUUCCUUCUAUACCUUAUGCUGAAAUUCUUACUUACACCUUUUCAACAGCAUUCCUGUUUCAUGCGGUGAGGACGCAUUUUGUUUGAUAGUUUUUUUCAUUCUAAUUUUUGUAGUUAUAGUGUAUGAGCCAGGACCUCAAAAAUGGUCGAUUGGUACCAUUCAAACGGACAAAGACUUAUGCCUAUAAAAACCUAGGUUAUUAACCCAAGUUUUUAUUUUUGUGUGAUAGCACUGCACAAAGUGUCAUCUUUAAGCGUUACAUGCCGUUUUUCCCACCCUACCCCCCUAAGAGGACUUUUACUCACUUAGCCUACUGAACAUAAAGAAAAGCAUUUACAAGUAUGUUAUGAUCCAUACAAUGCCCAAUUUAUAUGCUCACGUCACACGUUAUUGACUUAACAAUCACUCUUAACCACCAAAUACACGUCAUAGUGAUCACGUGAUAGGUCGAAUUGCCAUAAAAUGCCAAAUAUACCGAACUACUGUUUUCAGAUUGGCAAAAAGAUGAAAUAUGUACCUUCCGAAGUAUUUUAAAAGUUAUCUCAAUGGUUCGACUUUACAUUUAACGUUCAAUUGUGCAAGCUGAUGCAAAUCCCUGUCUAAACAAUAAUAUUCUGCCGUAAUAUUCAUUUUUAAACACUCGUUCCCAGUCUCCCAGACUCGCGGCUCUAGCUAUUUUUGGCAUUGCUGCUUACGAUAUUGUUAAAAAACUUCAAUUUUUACUAAUUGAAGUAUAUUUUUCUGGGAAGGAAACUCAUCUUCAUGCAAAAAAGCGCAUUUUUCUUUAUUUGAAGAAACUUUCCUUUUAAGUUUUAGCUACUGCGGCAUGCAUUCCUAUUGAAAAUGGAAGUUGCUGUUUCUCUAACAACCCAGAAUAUUUGCAAUCUACAAAGUUCAUUAAAAGUCAUCAUCAUCAUCUUCGUCUGCUUCAUUAUCAAUAAUGUUUGAUGAAUCGUCUUGAGCUGGCUGGUUGGUGCAGUCGUUUAGCGAGCAGAGAUCCGUGCACUUCAAACCACUGUUCAUGCAAACACAACUUGGGAGUUCACAGGUCUUCUUACAUUUACACGCCAGCAGUUCCAGGACAGCAGAAGGAGCUGGCUGCCCGUCCAUCCAGUCGAUCACUAGUUCAGUGGAUGCAGCGUCAGUGGAGGUCUGUGUUAUCCACCCCAUACCAACUGGACUGGGAAUGUCUGGGUUAGCCUCCAGGCUCCGUCUCCAUAAAGCUGCAGGAGUGAUGUAAUACUAAAUUAGUUGUUAUCCUCAUCACAUUUCCUGUGACAAAUAUUUAAUAGAAACAGGCAUUGUCAACUAACCCGCUUGGUAGUUUGCACGAAGAAUGUGUUUCCGAAGGGAGUCCUGGCAAGGAGGUAGCUGGUGUGACUCCAGUUCCCCAUUCUUUGCACAGAACAGCUCGUAUCGUGCAUCAUUCACGUGGCUGGUUGUGUUGCCGACUGGUAUGUACAUGGAGCAGGUGAACUUCUCAAGCAAAGUGUAAAGGUCCUCUGAUACUGUCCAGGACUGGCCAAGCUCUCGGAACGCUCUUCUUGCGCCUUCAUUGCUUUUAAGGAUUUUAAGAGCCCCUAUCUUUCCUUUACCAGCAAAGGCACUUACUGAAUCGCACCCUGUAAAAGAAUGCAACCCAAUCAGUGCCUCGCAUAUCUCUCGCCCGGUUCUCUGAACUGCUCCUUUGAUGUCGACAAGUCGCGUCCUCGUUCUGGAACCGCACUUCAUAUAGAGUCUAGUGUUGAUAAUGCUUGAGAAGUUCAAAAGCAAGACAAACACGUCUGUGUCUUCUGAGAUCACUGCGACUGCUUCAUACCCCUCCUGGGCAGCAUGUUUAGCGUGAAGCAGUAGACGAGUGUCAGCUUCCUCCUGGUUACUUGUCAGCUCUGCCACAUUCUCGCUUCCCCUUUCAGUUAUCUUCCAGCAUUCGCUCUCGGCAGUAACAAACAAUGUUUUUCCUUUCAGCCUUCUCAUGCAGUCUUCUUCUCUCCAUUCUCUGGAAAUGAACUUGAUUAGACUUGUCUUGUUCUUGACCUCCGACAGGAACUUUCUCCACUGCUUGACCAGCUGAGUAGAACUUAUAUGCGACAGUUGAACUCCCGCAACUUCUCCACGCAUGGUUCUCUCUGCGUUCUUAAUUGACAUAUCUCUGUAUGUAUCGAAAACCACGUCGAUUCUGUUGCUCUGGGAACCUUCGUGAAGAACUUUUGUUAGAAGAGAAGAAGCAACCAUUGCGAAGGUUGUCUGUCCUCCACCAACGCUCAACUUCUGAACUAGACUCAUACCGUCGAUAAUAGCAGCUGAGUUCUGCGGAAGGCCAUCAGCUAACGGUACAUCCUUUUGGAGGGGAGUCGCCAGCGCUGCUUUGUUUGUUUUUCGAGGAAACCCUUCUGUAGUUGCUAAAGACCACGGUAAUGGCCCCAAGCUGUACUGUAGCAGUUCUCUCACAUCAAUCUUCCGGCUCUGACCAAUGAUUAUGAUCCGCCCAAAAAGAGACCUAUCGGCUUUCAAGACCAUCGUCCUGCCGUCGGUGGAAACCUUUUUCUUCUGACUAAGGGAAGAAAAGGUUUUCAGUUUGUUCAACUUCAUUGUGUCAUGAAAUUUCUUCUGUGGUGGAGACGAUUCCAGACGUUGCUCUUUGAACACUUGAUAGGCCUCUUCGCCGACUUUUCGAGCGUUCAAAAGGUCUCUAGUUACAUCUUCAGGCGCUUGUUUGGCAGUGGAUAAACUCACAAGCUCUUUCCUCUCUGUGAAGGGAUUGUUCCAGCCUUCAAUCAGACUCUCUAUUGUUGUUACUGCUUGCUCGUCUUUGCGCUUCCUGGUAGACAGCAUUUCGUCAUGAUGAUAGGAUGGGCGCUUGACUUGAACCAUGUCUCUCAAAUGAGCAAGAAAGGAGCAUCGGUACUCAGCUGUCAUGUAGAAUCUAGUUACCGCUCCUGUCUUUAGACUAUACUUGGUAAUGCCCCCACUUGACUUGGUGUCCUUGUUGACAGUGACUUCCGUGGUCUGGUCUACAGGGAUGCGCCCAAAAGGGCUUUCUCCAGCAAGUUGAACGGAAAAUCUUCCAUUCAUGAAGUUGGAAUACACGUUCGGGUGUUCGGAGGGGAGAUUUAUCAUCUGAGCGUAGUAGACAGGUAGAUACCUAGCAUAGUUUAUUUUGUCGUACGCGAAGCACCACGGGAUCAUGUUACGAAUGGCGUAGAGAUGUAGCUGCCAGUUACCUUCACGAGAUGCUCGAAUCAAUCCAAGUAGUACAUCACCGACAAUGUCAAUGUACGACAUCCAAAAGCAGGACAGUGGGCCAUUCUCAGAGCGCAGGUAUUGCAAGUAUUGCAUCCAAAUCAGGUGAAUUUCUUUGAAAGGAUCACUGUUCAAAAUACUUUCACACUGUCGGAGUUCUACUUCAUUGACCAUGUCGCUGACCUUGACUUGGAGGACACGUAGUUUACCCACUUUGUCUGCAUGGUUAACUGUUAGCCAUGGCACAAACUGCUUCCAUACGAGUCGCAUAAGAGCUUCGUAGAUGUACUUGUGGAUGCGAACAGCACGAUUAUACACCUUCCCUUCCAUAACACCACACACGGAUCCUCCAGCUAGUAUGCCAGAUUCGAUACAGACAUCACUCAAGCCUGCAUCUUGAAAGCGCUUCCCUAUUAUGGACAGUAGGUUGCAGAUUGUAUGAAAUGUUCCUAAGCGAAGAAUGAUUUUCUCAUAAAGCUCUCUGUUUUUCCAAGCAACCUCACAUGCUUUGGCAUAUAAUGCUUGAUCCAAUACAACGACGAUCUGGUCUAGAUAAAGCCUUUUCCUGAUGUCUUCGGACUGGCGCAGGAUUUCAUUAACGGUGCUUAGCUCUGUCGCUGGGGCAUUAAUUGUUGGUAAAUAAGCCACCACGUCCUCCCGCACAUCCUCCUUGCUUCGCGUUUGAACAUGAAAACCGGUCCAGCUUGGUACCCUCUGGUCCUCUACAUGGGUCUGGCGUGCCACAGCCCAGGUCAGAUUCCAUGCUUGAGCAUUACGAGCUUCUGCUUCCUGGAUGUUCAUCAGAUUGCUGCUCGCUUUAAUACGACCUGGACCAACUCUUUCACCAGCGAUGUACGUGGGCAAAGGUUGCUCUUCGUGGAUGAUACUCCUCUGCUUCUGCUUCAAAAUUGGAGGCAGCUGUGGAGCUGGUAGAUGUGGCCCAAAGACUCUUGGUUGCACCGCUAUUCCAUUAACUCUGUGGGUUGUACCCCCUCCAGUCAAGGUUUCCUCUAGGCGAUCGAUGUUGUCCCAAGCUAAAUUGGUAAAAACGUUUGGUUGAAUGGUUCCUGGCAGUAUUGUAGUCUGAUUGAGGUUAGCAGCGAGUUUUUGGAGACAUAAGGCUGUAUCAUUCUCUUCUAGCUGGGAAUACGACACGCCAUGGCCAAAUCUAUUGAGCAUACGGAUUAAUUCUACAUUGCCAGUCAAAGUUUUGACUCCAUACGAUAGGAGAAUCUGCUUAGGUGGUUUUGUCCUGCCGCCGGUCACUGCAUAAAUAAUAUCUUGACUGAAGGACUCAAGUAACAUUUUCACUCUUGGUGAGGGAUUCUUCACGUCACGAUUUGAUGUGAGUAGUCCUAUCAAGAAGCGACGAAGACAUUCUGGUACAGGAAACUGAUCAACGGAUAAAUCGGACGGGAGAAUAGGCCAGGGCAUAGUCCACUUCAUAUCUAAAAUCACAUUUCGCAAGUGUUCAGCGCUCUGAUCGACGAUCGUUUGCAUUUCUGUUGCUUGGGACUUAAAACUCAUUACUUCCUUUUCCAGGUUAACCAUCUUCUUUACUGUUUCCUUGAUAUCCAGGUUUGCAGGAAUAACCAGUAGCUUUCCCUUUUCAUCUGGAAAAAUUUCCAAAGUGGAACCAAACUCUGACUCUAGUUUCUUUCUCAGGUGUUUCUUCGUUGAUUCCUGAAGCUUCUCUGUACCUCUCGAUUGAAGAAAAGAUUCCAGCUUCUUUGUUAACUCAAUCAUAGUUACCACAACCUGCGCAUCUAAAACAUCAGUUCUAAUAAAACUAAAUAAAUCUGAAAAGGCAUCAUAUUCAGCAUCAUUCUUGGGUUCGCUUUCCUCUGGGUGCUGCUGAGAGGUGGGCCUUGUGUAGUCACGGUAGCACGUUCUAUGAUAGUGUGCUUCUGCUGCAACGAUAUCUCUACUUGUAAUUGCCAGGAUCCGCUCGUCACAUCUCUCGGUAGCUAUCUGGCGCAGAGUCUGGUCCACCCUUAGCUGAGUAGCUUUUACCAGCUUUUCUAGUGUACGGUUUACAUACUUGGGUCUCUCACAGAAAAUGCAUUCUUUAUAGUAGACACGAGAUGCGGAGGUCGCACUUCUUUUUCUGGGCCUUUCAAGUAGAGUUUCAUCUUCAUGAGCAUCCUCUUCCAAGGCACGUUUUCUUUUGAGCGACUCUAAAUCUCUCUUGAUGGUAAAUGCACUGCGACAUUUCCUAUGGUAGAAUAUUUCAGGCACUUCCCCUUCUUGAGCAUUUCUCGCAAUUUGAAGGAGGGCCUCAUGUUUUCGAAUCUCUGCCGCCUCUAACAGCGUUGCCCACGAAUCAUAACUUUGGGGGCUUAUCAAAUGGUCAUCGUCAACUUUCAAGCCUUCCUUGUGAAUAAUGCAAUAUUUACUUUUACGAACGGUUGCUGACAUUUCCUUUAUAAGUCGAAUGAAAAAAGACAAAGCCUAUUUUAGCAGAUUUCAGCCUAUAGCUUUACAAAUUACCAGUUUUGUGUGUUAUUUGUUAGUUGAGUAGUAAAAUAUGUGACAACAAAGUUCCAAAUUUCCUAUCAUUAUAUAUGACAGCAAAAUUCACCAUUUUUACCGGUGCAGUUGCCCUUAAUGAUCACUUAAGAAACCUUAUUUUUAGUUAAAAAACACACACACACACACUGAUCUAAAUUUCCAGUAGUUUGAUGGUCUUGACUCUCCUCGGCGGCCAUCUUGAAAAUUUCGUCAGUAAUGUACACGCUAAGGCUCGUUAACCGCAACUAAAACGAUGUAAAUCAGAGGAUUAUAGCCAAAUGUAAUCAUUAAGUUAGAUUUUUUUAGUUAAAAGAAGGUCUACAGUAUAUCAAAAAGGGUGAAGUCUAUCAUUCUGUUUGUGGCCGCCAUCUUGAAAACUUACAGAUAUUACAAAGGUGAAAAUAUUGACUAAAAUAAUGACUUUUGAGACUGAGAUUAAAGUAACAAGGGUAUCAGUUGAAGGCAAAAUGACCUUUGUAGCGUAAAACAUAACUUUUGAAAGGCAACAAUGUAAAAAAGUAUGAGAAAUUCCCGAAUUUUGAAACUUACCUCUGGUUCGAAGAGAGCUUACUGGAUGAUGUCAGCGGUUGGUACUGUGGGCUCAAGUCACAAAAAUUACACAGGCAGCCCAGAAAACGAAAGCGAAGUGCUGGGAUUUAAUGUUUGAAUUGGUUAUCUUAAUUUUUAAAUGACUUUUUCCUUUGUUUGGGUACUCCAUAAGAAAUUUGUGUCAUAAUUUUCUUCUUCCCCUCCCCCCAAAGGUCGGAGACGAGUCACUGACAAUUUUUGAAAUAAAUUCUGCGGCCUCAAGCUAAAAUUCAGAGCACAAGAAUUGUUUGCAAUGGAUAAUUAAACAUGUUUACGGAUAAUUAAAGGCAUCCUUUAAAGGAUAAAUACUUACUACAGUAAAGCGACGCACCGACCCACCCCUCCCCCCAAAAAAACACAGAAGAUGGCAAUUUGACCAAUGCUAUCACACAUAUUUAUAAACUAUAGGCUAAGUACAUUAAGAAAAACCACCGUACUGUUUGUCCAUCAAUAUGGUACCGACACCCCCCUUGGCUCAUACACUAUUAAGUGUAUUCCACUUUUAUGCCCCAUAAAACAAUAUUCUGUUGAAACCUCGGGUUCCCCAAUUGGAUUUAGUAUCUAUGAACUUUUCAUUGAGGAGUGACAGGACGAGCCUGGAUAUUUCCUGACGCUCCGGUCGUUUCGCUACAUCAUAAAGUCGAUUUGCUGCAACUAACUUUUCGUAUUAAACAGUUUAAAACAAUUUAGAAUAAACUACAAACGGGUAAGCGGCUUCACUGCGCGGAGAAACGUUCACGACUUUGUAGCGAAACGACUGUAUUCUGGGCGAAUCACUUAGGCAUCAUAAUCAAUUAUGCAUUGGCGAAAGAAACUAAUAAAAAAUUCAGCUGCGAUUCCAGUGCAGUGCUCUAACCAAUUGAGCAACUGCGCAAGUCGCGUCUUUAACUGCGAUGAUCGUCUUUGCAUUUAUUUCUUCAUUCUUUCAACUUGUUCCCAACAACACGCGCGCUUAUGGGGUAUUUUAGGGUCAAAUAACAUCUGGCAAUAAAACUGUUUCCUGCUGAAGGUUUUUGAGCAAGCAACAUCGCAACAUCUAUGACAUCAGAGGAUUCUCGCUACGAGGCUAGCCGUGCAUAUGUAAAGCUUUUUAAAUCUCCUAAAAAAAAUGGCCGCCGCGUGAGAAAGGUCUAUUAUUUCUUCUUUUUUUUUUCAGUGUACAUGGGAGGUACACAGCGUCCGUCCUUCUUACUGGCGUUACCUGAAUGUGGUAACAGGCAAGAGGUUGGAGCAAACACAUUAUUCUCUUAUGUAUUAUCUAAAUGAUAAUUAAACUGUUGUGUUGUACAGCGUAACAAAAAUAGCACUUAAAGUACACUGCUAGAAUACUCUAGAGAGGUAGGCAUGUCAUAUAAAUGAAUGCUAGAGCAAACCCAUUACUUGGACAGGGAGAGAGUCAGUUCCCUUCUUCGUUGACUCUUCGGCGCCUCUUAAAUGUCUUUGGCAAAUUUUUCGUCUCGUUUUGUUCAACUUGGAACUGCCCUUCUGUCUAAAAAGGUGUGACGGAUAUGGCGAACCGUAUAAACUAAUGGGCUAACCUUAAGCCUACAUUGUAUAAUUCGUGCUCUUUUUUUAAUGAAAAAAGGCCUCUGUUUCGUUCUUAGUACUCAGUGAAAUCCAAGUCGUUAACACACUACCAAAGACAAUGCUAGCAGUUAUACGUUUAAGUUGGCAUGCAGGUACAUCAGUGCUCGACUUUCAGAAAAAAAUCUUAGGGCCAACUGGCCCCCAAGUUUUCAUUUUUGGUCGUCAGAACAAGUAUUCUAGUCGCCAAAAAUUAUAUUUAAGAACUAAUGGGAUAAAAUUAACUUAACAUCUUUAACUUAGCCUUAACAGAGAAUGAAUGGUUCAGACUUUCUUUGAACUUUCUUUCGAAUGGUUUUCGCUGACGCUCGAUUACCAGCCGGUGUUCUGUAAAAUGAAUCCGCACUCAAGCGUAAAUCUCCUCAAACAGGUAUUCAAGCUCAAGGUUCAGGAAAUGGAAUACACAUUAAAAAAACAAAAUUUAGGAAUCACAAAAAAACUUAUUUGGGUUAUGAAAACGUAGCUUAGAUUGUUGGAAGAAAUCGUUAAAGCCUUUAGACAAAUCGUUAAAACGUUUAGACAAACCGUUAGAGCGUUUGGGCAAAACGUUAGAGCAUUAGAAAAACCGUUAGCUAUCCGUUAGUUGUGUAAAGGAUAGCAAGUUAUCAUUAGUGUACGUUUACCCAAAGAAGAAAGUCACCUAUCUUGGGGGCCAGGUUGGCGACCAGGCGUGAAAAUUUAGUCGCCACUGAGUAAAAGCUGGUCGCAUUGGCGACCCCACGGGUCGCAACGUCGAGCCCUGUACAUGCAAUAACAAGGCGGGGAAUUGAGCAGUUAAGAAGUCCUUUCAGGUCCAAGUUGUUCUAAAGGUGGAUAGCGCUAUCCACUGGAUAAAUUACUAUCCUAAGGAUAGCGCAAUUGGUUUUCGUAAUACUUAUCCUAUGGAUAGUGAUUUAUCCGGUGGGUAGCAUUAUCCAAUUUUUGAACAACCGGGGCCAGAUCUUUUUCUUUUAUUUCCCAUGAAAGUAGCUGCGCAUGAUCCUCAUGGUACCCGGGGAAAUCCUCAUUGCCGGCCCUGAAUGACAGACAUGCGUAGAUAAUCUUAAAAGAAAAAAGCCAAGAUCAUAGACUGAUAUUCAAUUAAAAGAUAAAAAAAAGCUAAUACUGGAAAAUGUAUAAAUGAUUCUGAUGUUGUGUGGCGAGCCAAAAGGGCGUCUGUGUAGGUGCCUGAUCCUGAACUGAUCAGUGUUUCAGAAUGAUUUUUUUUUUGGUUAAAAAUCGCCGGGCCGAAAAGUGUAUAGUUUUUACUACAUAGUUGAUUUUGUAGUAUUCUAUGAAAACCACAAGUUAAAAUUUCUUUAGCUGAUAAGGUUUCCACCUUGCCUUUUUGUAAAUACAUUUAUGGUAGAUCAGGCAAGCAGUGAAAUCCAUAUAAUGGUCGCACCAUUAAUAUAUUAUACCAUUCGAGUUUGAAUGUAAAUAUUGGUGUUUGUUUCACACAGAGUAGUCUCAGAUUUAGAUCAUUUAUCAAUUACUGGAUUAGACUGAGUAUGAUAUGAAUUAUAAAGGUCUUGUAGAGUGUUAUCCGCCGGACUCUGAGGUAGAUAACUCCCUAUUAUUCUGCAUAAUUCCUCGUAUCGUAUUGAAACCGAAUUCAAUAAUCCUUUUAUUAUUCAUUUAGAACAUUUCCAUGGUCAUAACAUUCUUAUCUCUACGUAUAAUUUCUUCAUUAGGUUUCCUUCAGAAAAAAAGUUGAAAUCUUUUAGCAGCUUUUUGUGUAUUGUUGCUUUCUUUUCCAUCGACAAUUUGUUUAUAAGGUCUCCUCAUAUUGUUUCCUUAUUUAAUAUAUUAUAGGACGAUUGACCGUAAUCGGCCAUUGUUGAUUACUUCUCAAACAACGUUUCUUUCAAAUGUGGUCACCGGUAGCUCACUACCAAAAAAAAUAACGGGCAGAUUUAAGCCAAUCAGAAACGGAGAAAUAUUGUAAAUAAAUGUAAAAAGUAAUCAUCCUCGGAGACCCAGGGGUAGCUGAUUCGAGAAUAGAUAUUCAGGGCACUUACUCUAAUUCCGUGAUUCUGAUUGGCUAAAAAAUAUUUUGUAGCCAAUUAAAAGCACGGAAUUUGAAUGCUUCCGAAACUGGUUCGACAAGAGUAUGCGCCUGGGUGCUCUCACGUGACGACAGUGACGAUGGGUUAGCAGAUAUAAAAGAUGAAUUGACCAAUAGCUGAGCGGCAAAUUGAGGCCGGAAGUCAUACUCAGUUUUUUUUGCGCGCGCUUUGCUAAAUUUGCCUUACGUAAACUUUGCAGGGGUUUCCCCGUUAGCUGCCCCCGGUCUCUUAGCAUGAUGCUCAGUAUGUGUUUGCAAAGGAUUAUGAUAGGCGCGUUAAAAGCAGUUUAAUUGUAACAUUAUCUUUAUUUUGUAUUCUACGAGAAAAGCAAUAUAAACAAGAUUACGUAGUAAAUAUUGCCGCAUCCAGUUGUUAUUCUUGUUAAACAAACCUUGAUUCAAAAGUGUGUUAUUAAACGAUCAAGACAAGAGAUGUAAUGAUUUUUUAACCUUGUCUAUCUGUGAUUUGACUCUUUCCCCACACCAAUGUGGUGCACUUAUGUCAGUAUAACUAGAUUCAUGUUAAUUAAGAGUAGAAAACGUGAAUUUCUUCCGGCUGUGUUUAUAGUGCGAAGUGUAAUUAUAUAUCAGAAACAAUGUAACAAUUACAUGUAGAGUCAGACCGAUCAAAUACUGAUUAACAAGCUAUAAGUAUCAUUUUGGUGGUCUUGCCGGAAUUUUUAAACGAUCUGCCGGCUGCGUGUUUAGGUGUUUAGUUAGAGUUAACAAGUUUUGUUAGGUAAUGUUUUUUAGUUUAGGGAUAUAGAAAGUAAGUUGAGAAACGUUUACAAAUGUUUCUUUCUUAUGUGCAUGCAGGUUUUGUGAGAUAAACAGAGCAAAAAUUGAUGAGCUGUAUGGCACAGACAGCACCAGAUUAUUCCCAAAGGAUGAUUUGUACAAGUCAUUAAACAGGAAGAGGUAGAUGAAGCAUUAUUGACUUUCAUUCCCUGUACCUGCGUUACCCUUAUCCAGCGGAAAAGCGCUCUUUGACUUCCAGCUGUAAGUGGACGCCCAUGCGCAGCAAGCCCUAGAAUUCGGAAGGCCUUUGAUUUUAGCAGAGCUUCUCGUUGAUCGUUUGACUGGAUAAGAACAGCACUGGGAACGAUAGUAAAUUUGAUCAGUGAUUCAAUAAGAAAUGGCAGAUAACAUUUUAUACAUGUGUUGGACAGGCAGUUUAUUUAGAAAAUUGUAACUUAAGGCUGAAAUAUAAUUUAAAGUACAAAUAUUGAAAAGUUCAAUUAAUUAAAUGCGCACGCUAUAAGAUUUCUUAACAGGUUGUACGUAAGGAACUCAAACUUGAUUGUAGUCGAUUCAUUUGCGUCUGUUUCCCAUAUAGUUACAGAGAGUGACUUUGCCAGUCGUUAUUCCGGUGGUAGAUAGUAGCUGAAUGCUCUUAGCGGUUUGUAGCGUAGGAUCUUAUAGUGUACCACAGACUAUUUCUUUAACCGAUAGCUUGAUGGCGAGGUAUUGUUAGGCCAAGCUUAGACGCAUUUCAAAUGCAACGCCACUCAUGCGCCGUACAUUGGUGCGCAUAAAAGCGGCGUUUGAAUCAAAUGCCGAACUGAAAUGAUAAAGUUUUGUAGG
This is a messenger RNA of Porites evermanni, 23048 nucleotides long. NCBI's taxonomy places the organism in Eukaryota, Metazoa, Cnidaria, Anthozoa, Scleractinia, Poritidae. The record is from the annotation of a GenBank genome assembly.